CUGAAGCAACAAAGCAGCUAGUUCAGUGUUCCUGAGCCUUCCAGAGGUUGACCUGGCUAUUGCGCUCUGCAGUUAACCUCUGAGUGGCAUUGCCCUUUUGAAGUUACCCUUAAAAAUGAAUCCAGUUGUUUCACAGCCAAGAUAUGGUGCAGGGGGUACGAUGGCUAGUGACUGGCAAACUGGCGCAUUUGACUGCUGUAAUGACAUAGGGAUUUGCCUCUGCGGGACUUUCUUCCCUCUGUGCCUGUCAUGUCAGAUUGCCUCUGACAUGGAUGAAUGCUGCCUGUGUGGGGCAAGUGUCGCCAUGAGGACCAUGUAUCGAACCCGAUACGGCAUCCCGGGAUCCAUUUGCAGUGAUUUCCUGUGGCUGAUGUGUUUCCCUCAGUGUGCCCUGUGUCAACUCAAGCGAGAUAUUGAAAAAAGAAAAGCAAUGAAUGCUUUCUAAAAAUGCUUGGUAAAAUUUACAUUGUGGUGAAAGAAAAUGCUGAAAUAAAAUACUGCAUCUAUUAAGUGCUAUCUCACCUCAGAUAUUAGAAACUAAUUCAACUAACCAUAUGGUUUCAAAUAGCUUCAAAACAUUUUAACUUCCAGUUUAUUUUGAAAGAAAUAUGUUUCUAGUGCUGUUCUCUAAGAUAAUUGGCAUUAAACAAUAAUUCCCUCAACAACCCUUGUGUCUUUAAGUAUUGUUUUAUGGGAAAUUACAAUAUGCUGCUGUUAAAAAUGAACUAAUGUUUGUCAAAUGUUGAAGUUGAAUGAUAAGCAGAUGGAG
This is a messenger RNA of Artibeus jamaicensis (Jamaican fruit-eating bat), 769 nucleotides long. It is a transcript of the gene PLAC8, whose product is annotated as placenta associated 8. The coding region runs from base 116 to 445 and encodes 109 amino acids. Gene Ontology annotation, biological process: positive regulation of transcription by RNA polymerase II. The record is from RefSeq and is a predicted model, not a curated record. The transcript has 5 exons. Lineage: Eukaryota; Metazoa; Chordata; Mammalia; Chiroptera; Phyllostomidae.